AUGGAGUUGGAUAGCUUAACGUCUGUUUCGGUCGGAUAUUUCGGCGAUGAUGGAAAACACAAUAUUUCGGUUGUAUUGCGUAUUAUUGACGAUCAAGUACUUAUAGGAGACCUACACAAAAAAGUAUUGGAUCAACUUGGUGUCAGUGAAAAAUGUCGUCCCUAUUUUGCCAUCAUGGAAGGUAAGUCACGUCCUAGUCGGAAGCUGAAACAGACGGAUAAAGUGAAGAUGUCUUCAAAUAGCAAAGGAUUGUUUCUACAUAAAUGGUGUUUUGAUCAAGAUGAUGAAGACAAACUGUUAGAAGAUGAAGCAGCCUGUAAUCUGAUCUACAAUCAAGCUAUUUUUGGUUUAAAAACUGGUCGGAUUGUGGCAAGUAUUGAAGAAAAAAUGGCUUUAAAUGAGCUUUCAUGUUCUGCUCGGCCCUCCAAACCUGCCUUCAUCCAGUUAUGUCGUCGUCUUCCUGGUUACUACAUAGUCAAUGUGGACAAUUGUUUACUCAACGAAAACUCAACUCUUUUCCCGAAUACCAUGAACUGUGUGUGUAAAGUGUCCUUGUCCAAAAAUGACUUAGCAAUCACUACAGAAAAUCAUAUUGCAACUAUAUGUUGGAAACAUAUAAAACAAUGGUCGUUACAACCUUCUGAACCUAGUCUGACAUACAUUAUAACGUGUUUUACUGAUUCGAUGAACAACACCACAUGUGAUGAACGAAUCCUGUGUCUGGAGAGUGAACAAUUAGAAUAUCUUUUGGCAGCUACUCAUGAAUUUAUUAAAAACCUACAGAAUCUUUCUCAUCAAAAUGCUUUCUUUGGGUCAAUGAUAAGGACAGAAGCCGAUGGCAGAGUCAUUUGGUCAAAUCCGCUCACAACUUAA
This is a messenger RNA of Acanthosepion pharaonis, 873 nucleotides long. The record is from the annotation of a GenBank genome assembly. NCBI's taxonomy places the organism in Eukaryota, Metazoa, Mollusca, Cephalopoda, Sepiida, Sepiidae.